Molecule: messenger RNA, 1263 nt
Organism: Epithele typhae
Lineage: Eukaryota; Fungi; Basidiomycota; Agaricomycetes; Polyporales; Epitheliaceae
Product: WD40 repeat-like protein
Exons: 7
Coding region: 1-1263 (420 amino acids)
Molecular function (GO): protein binding
Source: RefSeq, a predicted model, not a curated record
AUGCCCGAUAUCCCAGUCGGCGCACAAAUAUUCGAUCUUGCGUUUCAUCCCACCGAACCUCUUGUGCUUACUGGGCUUCUUACUGGCCACCUAAAGGCUUUCGGAUACGAUGAACAGGGCAACUACGAGGAGAAGUUCUCCAUCCGACCCUCGAAAAAGUCCUGCAGGACAAUCGCUAUGAGCGCAGACGGUGCGCGCGCGUGGGCAGGCGGAAAGGCGAAGGCGAUCCACAUCGUCGACGUAGGCACCGGCGUGGUCGUGGAGACUCGCGCGGCUGCGCACGACGUCCCCAUCAACCGCAUGAAGCGACUCACCCCGCACCUGUUUGCGUCGGGGGAUGAUGACGGCGUGGUUAAGCUCUGGGACCCACGGCAGCCGGAAGCAGUGCGCGCAUACACCCACCACUUUGACUUCAUCUCGGACUUCAUGUGGCUUCCCGACAAGAAGCAGUUGGUCGCGACCAGCGGUGACGGCACACUUUCGGUCAUGGACGUGCGCUCAAAGAAGACGGAGCCCGCCGCGCAAUCCGAGGACCAAGAGGACGAGCUGCUGUCUAUUUUGCCAAUAAAGGGCGGCGAGAAGAUUGUCGUAGGAACCCAGAUCGGAAUUUUGUCAGUCUUCAACCGAAAAAAGGGCUGGGGGGAUUGUGUCGACCGCAUACCAGGACACCCACAGUCAAUAGACGCGCUCUGCGCUGUCCCGUCGCGAUACCCAAACGCGCAAAUGACAAUCCUCACGGGAUCUUCGGAUGGGCUGCUCCGCGCCGUGCAACUGUUCCCGACGAAGAUGCUUGGGGUCGUCGCAGAUCAUGGGGAGUUUCCCAUCGAGCGAAUCGCGGUCGAUCUGGACGGCGAGGGACGCUGGGUGGGGAGUGUGGGGCACGAAGAGGUGCUGAAGCUCACGGACCUCCAAGAAGUCUUCGAAGACGAAGACCCUGAAGGCAGUGACGACGAAGAGGACGGCAAGUCGGACGCUGAUGGCCUUGGGAGCGGAGAGCACGGCUCGGAGGACGACGCCGAGGAUGCCGUGUCAGCAGGUCCGGCGGUCGCAGCGGCUGGAGAAGAUACUGAGGACAUGGAAGACGCGCCUACAAGUGCAGACACGGAAGUGGAGGCAGACAAAGACUCGGAUGGCGAGGAAGAUGUCGAUCCGGAGCCCAGGAAGCGCAAGCGGAAGAAGGAGAGGGAUCCUCUGCAGGCCGCGAAGAAGAAGAAGGGGCGGAACGAGGUAGAGGCGGAGCCGGCGUUCUUCGCCGAUCUGUAG